Molecule: messenger RNA, 4230 nt
Organism: Cercospora beticola
Lineage: Eukaryota; Fungi; Ascomycota; Dothideomycetes; Mycosphaerellales; Mycosphaerellaceae
Source: RefSeq, a predicted model, not a curated record
AUGGUGCUCACUACGGAACAGAAGGAAGAGCAGGCUAAGGAAGAUGCAUGGUCGAUGGCUUCCGUUGCGCAUUUCAUCGAUCACAAGGAGGAUGAUCCCACAGUCAAGGGUGUCGAAGAUGCCCUCGGCACUGUGAGCAUCGACUACGACUUGGGUGGCAUCGGAGUUCCGUACGGAGUGGACCUCUGGCCGCACGACGGCCAAUCGCUUCGGAAACUGGUGGGAGUCAUACUUUCAGACACAACAAGGAGGGCGCCAGAACAUCGAAACCUUACUGCUGUUCAAGCUCGAAGUUUGUUCUUUCAGCACGGUAGCGACGCUCUAUCAAACGCUUAUCGAGCACAGCUUGCGACUGCUAUACAGCCGCCUCGGCUUGUUCCUCUCCAUGGCGCGCAACAUUCGGAGCCGGAAUUUGAAGACGUUGCUUCACUGGAGAACGAGAAUCUGGCGGGUGCGCAGACUGAGAGGCCAAGUGGUCGCGAGACAAGAGCCCAGAGAUCUGCGAGACUGGCGGCGCCCGUAACGGCCUUGUCGCAGACGGCAGAACCUCAACAAGACAUCAUGCGGAAUGCAAACGUGGUGGAAACGGCUCUCGCACAAGGUGCAUCUCCCGACCAUGGGGAUGACGAUCAGCAGCCUUUUCAGCUGGCAAAAAGCCCUCCCUCCAAUCUUGUGCAACCAUCCAACUCAGACAGGACCGCAACUUAUGCUAGCGACAUCAGAGCAGCCACGGCUUCAAGCGCAACACAGAUCGCCUCGCACGCGCCCCAGUCCACUUUGGGCAAGCGCAAGCGCAUGGACAGCCGGGCUGAGGAGUUAAAGAGCAAAGAUAUUGGCAACGGUCGAGCCAAGAAGACUAAGGUACGGACGAAUGCUGCUUUGCAAGACGAACAUGCAGCUUCCAUGCCAAGCCUCACGCGAGACUCGAUAGAGCCAGCUGCUUCAGGAGCAGAGCACAAUCCAGAGAUACCUUCUGAGCGAACAAAGCAACAGCCCUCUCGCAGAAAAAGAGCCCAGAACGAUGAGACCGGGUCGGCAUCCCGACCGCUCUCGUCGCAGCCGGCAAAGACAGGACAAGUCACAGCGCAGAUCGCAGCCGCUGAGGAAUCAGCUCUCGAAAACACUUCACUCGCCUAUGAUGGAGAUGCUCAGCCUGAAGUGAAGCUUCUCCCAAAUGUCGACAAAACGAGAGCAAAAGGCAUGCCUGCAUCCAAAGCUGCGCGUGACACUCAGAAAAGAAAUCUCGAUCAUAUGGUGAGAGUGGCAGACGGUGGAGAGGCGAAGUCACUCGACCAAGACGAUGCCGUGCCUCUCGACAACGUGGUAGGAUAUCAGCCGAGUACGACAAUCCAGCCCGGUCUGCUUGUGCCGACAGCAAAACCGAGUAAACGCAAACGCAAUGGAAGCCAUGUUCUAGCAAAGGAGGGAGAAAGCACUGGCAUUGGUCCAGCUACGAAGAGGCAAAGAACUCAGGCAUCUACUACUUCGACAUCGAACAAUGUGGACACUGAGCCACUCCCCCAGAAAGGUCUAAUGCAGGCUGCUACAUCUGGACCGAAUAGCGCACACGGACGUCUUUAUGGGGGCGGGUCCGGGACACAUGCAAAAGACAUUGUGCCGACUGGAGAGCUGCAACACGAUGAACUCAGAACACGCAUUGCCAACCAAACAUCAACAGGAGAUGUCGAAGAGGAGAAUGCCAAUGAUCCAGACGUCGACGUAGCGGAUGGCAUCCCCGCCAAUUUUCGCACCAACUCAAAAACACUUCUCACUGAAAUCGGCGGCGAGAUCUCCGAUACCACUAUCUGGACGAUGGAAUUGCCAACUGUCCUUGGAACAGUCGACGGAUGCUUGCAGAAGGCACUGGACAUCAUCUUCACAGAUGCGGCCGGGCGUGCUGUUUCCACGCUUGCGCUCGAUCCGACGGAGCCUCUGUUCAAUCUGUACGUCGUCAUAUUUGGAAAGAGUUGGCGCUCGGUGUCACUCAAUGCCAGAGCUGCAGAAGACCAAUACGAUCACACUUCUUCGAUUCCUUUCAGUGCUACGAACGUGCUACGCUGUCUUAUCUGGCAUGCCCUCACCUUCGAGAUCAUGGACAAGGAACAGCUGGACGAUGCUGUGUACGCACUGAUAGAAAGAGCUCAGACAUACCUGCGAACGGCCCUCAGCGGCAGGGAAGGUGCCUAUCACACCCUCCUUCGACGCAGCUCGAAAGCUCAAUUUACAGACCCAGAUUUUGUUGACGGUACACUGAUGUUCCACGCUGAUGAAACAGCAUACAAGCUCAUGGCUCUGUUAGAGCAGCACCUUGACGCGCUGAGUCUUCCUCGCAGACCUCAGAACUGGCGAAUGCUUUUUGCCAAACAGCUGCGCCAGGUCUGUAAGCUGGCAUUCUUUCUCAAGGCUCGAUUAGCAGCGGAGAAGACGAAAACCGAGCUUUGGAUGUACAGGUAUGGUACACAAAUCGAGGGUGCCCCAGACGGCUCAGAGCAUGGUGAGAAUGACGCUCCAAUCGUUCUGCUGACGAGGACACCUGGGAUCAGGAAGUUGGGCGUUGAUGGGUCGUGGCAGGACGUGGUGGAUUUGGAGGUUGAGUAUUGCAGGCCAGAGAUGCAACAUGAAGAAUGUCUUUUCGAUGCAUUCAAGAUGCCGCGAAAAUCAAAGAACCAGACGGGGCCCUCCAACAGGAGGGCCAUGCGAACCAUCCUCCGACAUGUUGAUGCAAACCUCGGCACUCUCACCACGAAAGCGCAUCGACUGAACUGGCUCAAACCCCUCGCAAGCAGUGGGAAGUUCCCCUAUACCGGCACCCAGGAGAUCGGAGCUUAUCACAACGAGGACACUCUGCACGAGGCCAUCACAUAUGCUGUACGUGAUGCGAAGAAGGACGAGUACAAAGUUCUGGCAGGCCGCCGUGCGCUGGAUCGCUUUUUUGAACUCGGCAGCGCCAUGCUCACUGGCGAGUAUCUUGUCGCCAUCGGGUAUACGUUCCUUGAUGACUCUGGUGCUUUACACCUUCGAGAUGAGACAGAUGCUUUGAAAGAUGACUCGAUACGAGCUGCAGGCAGAGUGGGCACUGCAGCUUCCAUCAAAACAGCGAAACAGCUUGCAUCUGGUUCCAAGGCAAACGACCGGGAGAAGGUUCUCAUGGAGGAUUUGCCAAAUGCCCAAUCAACACACAAGAAUGAUGAGUCAAGUCCGACGGGGACUCAAAACGGAGCAAGCGAAAAUGCAUUCGAGCCCCCAAAGCAUCGUCCGAUCGACUUCCAGCCAGACCAGCAUGAUGGUGCCCAUCCCGCAGAGUCGCCCGACAUCGUCUACGAACCUGUGCCUACUUCCGCAGGAAUCAAACGCAAGUUCGUUCAAUUCGUCGACAGCGAUUCAAGGUCUUCUCCAGAGAACCAAAUGGUGCUCGACCCGGAAAAAUUGGAUGCCCUUCGGCUGUGGGAGGACAUCGAAAGAUUGACCAAAACGAUCACUGAGCUUUCCAGGAAUCUUUGUACACCUGCUCAGACCCUGAAGCUGAACAGCUCGCCGUCGACCUCUCUCGAAAGCAUCUACGCUCACAUCUUCAACACCGUAGAUUGGAGGCUGGCGUGCGACCACCUGGUCAAAUAUGGUGAGAUCAAACCAUCUGCGUUCCUGCAAGCUCUUUUCUGGAUAUUUCUCAGUCUUCGAGUUCUUGAAAGUCAGCACUUUCCCCCUGGAGAAGAUUCCAAAUCGCCUGUCCCAUCAAAUUCUGGGGCUGCCCUGUUGGCUUCGCUCACGAAGUACACCGAGCAGUAUCCACGAAAGGAGGCCAUCGAGCAUUUCUACAGGUCCAACACGAUGACCACUGUAGUACAGCCACAUGCCAAAGUCCUUGCUGAUGAACUUAAUGCCAUAGUAGCCGAGCAUUUGGCCGUUGAAAGCUCCUCGCCCAGUUCAGAUGCUGAAGUGCACAACUUGUUGUCAUCGUCCAUCGACACUAUGCAAGAAAUUUGCGUCAAAGCCAGCAUACUCAGAGGCCUCAUCGACAUCUCAAAGGGCAAGUACAGACUCCUCAAACAUCUUCCAGGAUCAGACAUCUACCACCGGCGUGAAUUGAACUCCUUCCAAAACACAUUAUCAGAAAUCCGUCGUGAAACAAUCGUAGCUUUCACAAUUGCACCGGGUCUGGAACGGAAGUUGGAGGAUGCGGAUACUUACACCGUGGUGGGUCCUGCAACAAUUGCCGAGUUGCGGAAGUAG